Molecule: messenger RNA, 2545 nt
Organism: Ilex paraguariensis (yerba mate)
Lineage: Eukaryota; Viridiplantae; Streptophyta; Magnoliopsida; Aquifoliales; Aquifoliaceae
Source: the annotation of a GenBank genome assembly
GUUCCCAUGGCUACUCAUCUCUCUCUUAUUUGCAGGUUUCUGAGGGAAACACCGGUGAUUUUAGGUGAAUUUUAUCACAAAACGCUAAGAAGACGACGUUUAUGGACUUUGUUCGGUGAGCGAUACGUAGAGAAUGGAGUCGACGGUGGAGAUUGAAUCUAGGGAUUCGUUCGAGGUGAGAUCGGAGGGGUUAGGUGAAAAGAGGCUGGCGGAGGAUGGGGAAGAUGUUGAAUUGGAGGGACCAGUGGCGAAGAAGGGGAGAUUUGGUGGUGGUGGUGGAGUGGUGGGGAAUAUGAAGAAGGUGGCGGAGAUAGUGAUGGUGUUGGCAGCGAUGGGGAAGAUGAGGGGAGGGAGGAGUCCAACGGUGGCGGAGAAGGAGAUGAUGGCGGAGGCGAGAACAAAGUUGGUGGAAGUGUGUGGAGGGUUUGCGCCGAAGGAUGUGUUUCCGAGGGACGCAUUUGGAACAGUUAUUGAAGAUCUUGGGCUCAAUAAUUUGAGGGAACAGAGGUUAGGGUUUCGGCCUCCCAAGAUGUCGAUUGCAGAGAAGUUGUUGAUCACCAAGCGUAAGAUGGAAAAAUCUUCUGCUGCAUAUUUAUCUCAACGUUUACAAACGAAUUCUGGUGCAGCCACUGAAAACCGUGGGACAUCACAUGCUGUUCGAAUGUUUCCAUCAGAUAAGCCCUCACCAGUUUCUUCUGGAGGCUUUCAACCUGUUUCUGCAGCAAAUUCUACAUCUUUGCCAUAUCAGUUGCCCACCAGCGAAGUAAGACCAAUGGUUUCCAGUGGAUUGACUAGCAGUCAUCUGGGAAGGGAUUCUUCAUUAGAAUUGCCUAAAGUUGAACGACCACAUUUCAGACUGGAUGAAAGAUCAAAUGGUUCUUCCUACGUAUUACAAGCCCCAGCAAAUUCUUCUGGUGAUCACACAUUUGGGAAAACCCCAACGUGGUCGGUGCAAACCCAGUCUGCUUCAUCAGCUAAAGUUGGAUCAGAUAAUAAGGUGCCAUCUCAUACUUCUGCUAAAGUUGAGGGGGCUGCUGAUAUGAGGAUAUCACCGAUGACCCCUCAGGCAGUAUCAUCUAAGCCAUUUACAAGUCAAGCCCCGAGCAUGCAUCAACAUUUACAUGGAAUGAAUUUUGUUCAAGCUCCCUCUGUGGGCAAUGGCCACAAUGAAAUUGGUAAAAUUGUUCAGAAGUUAUUACACCCACAGCUCCCGCAGCACCCAACAUGGAUUCCUCCAUCAAGGGAUUAUAUGAAUAAGGCUGUGACUUGCCAAGAGUGCAAGCAAACUAUUAAUGAUGUGGACAGUGUUCUUGUUUGUGAUGCAUGCGAGAAAGGGUUCCACUUAAAAUGCCUACAGUCUUCUAAUCAAAAGGCUGUUCCUAGAGGUGAAUGGCAUUGUGGAAAGUGUUUGGCAUUAAGCCAGGGGAAACCCUUGCCCCCCAAGUACGGUCGGGUCACAAGGAAUAUAAAUGCACCUAAAAUGUCUUCAAUCACUUCCUCUGUUCAGUCACCUGUAGGGAAGAAAAUGGGGAGUUUAGCUGAGAAAGUGAGUCAGCCAAAGAUAUCAGCAAAUGGAAACUCUAAUUUACUAAGUGCUCCUACUGGUACCAUGGGCAAUAGCAGUAGCCAUCCAGCAUCUGGUUUAAAGACGGUACUUGACGGAGAAAUGCAAGGAAAUGAUAUUGUAUUAAGUAAAGGAAAUAUAGAUGGCAAGCCGCCUCCCAAUCAUUGUCCAAAUAACUUGAAGAAAGCCUCAGUGGCUGCAUGUGUUUCUCCUGCUGGCUUGUCAGGUGAAAGAACACGUGAAGAUAAACUGGUUUCUGAAUCAAAGUCACAUUCUCCUGCAAAAUCUGAGAUAGUCACCUCUGAAUCACAAGCCCCUGGCAAUGCCCAAGAUAAUGACCCAAUAUUGCUGGCAAACAGUUCUGAAAUUCCAUUAAAGCAAUGUCCUAAUGACAACCAUAUGCUUGAGGAUUCGGAGAAACCUUGUGGUGGAGAAAAUUUAAACUGUGAUUCAGAUCAUGAUACUAAGCAAGACAAGCAAGGAGUUACCCAAGCUAAUCCUGUUGAAGCUUCUGGAACCAGUAUUGGGGCUACAGAUAAUGGGUCUUCUUCAGACGGCUUACAUGGUGUUGAUUGGAUAGGCGAUGUACUCCAAGUAGCGGAUGAGAAAACAUAUUACCAGUCUUUCUGCGUCAAUGGAGUUGCAUAUAAAGUUCAGGAUUAUGUUCUUUUUCGUUCUAACAACAAAAUGAUGCCUUCUAAGCUUCAGGCCAUGUGGGAGGAUAGCAAAACCAGAUCAAAAUGGGUUACUGUUCAUCGGUGUUACUUUCCUGUUGACUUGCCGGAGGAGGUUGGCUGCCCUCCUGCGCCAGAAAGCAAUGAGGUGUACGAGUCCAAUCACGAGAGCACAUUAAUGGCUGCCUUUAUUCAAGGACCAUGUCAAGUUCUUACCCCAAGCAAGUUUAUUGAAGAAAGUGAAACAAGAGCUCUUUUAGGGAUGGAGGCAAAUGAGAGAUUACGGCCAAUUUUCCUGUGCAAGUAG